Molecule: messenger RNA, 6466 nt
Organism: Larimichthys crocea (large yellow croaker)
Lineage: Eukaryota; Metazoa; Chordata; Actinopteri; Sciaenidae
Product: probable cation-transporting ATPase 13A3
Exons: 33
Coding region: 1055-4816 (1253 amino acids)
Biological process (GO): intracellular calcium ion homeostasis; polyamine transmembrane transport
Cellular component (GO): late endosome membrane
Molecular function (GO): P-type ion transporter activity; ATPase-coupled monoatomic cation transmembrane transporter activity; ATP binding
Source: RefSeq, a predicted model, not a curated record
CACAGUGUCCUCCAAUGACCUCAUAUCCUGUUUUCCCCACUUCCUUCUGAAUGGACCGGUUUGGGACGGUCCGGUCAGCGCGCAGCGUGCUUCUUCUCCGGAGUGUGGGCGCGUGUCCUCGGACGCAUGUCGCGAGAUCGUCGGUGUUAACGGGUCUGCAGAGGAGCACGAUCACAAACUUUUAAUGCACGGACCAUUUUAACCAGUUAUUCAAUCUUGACUAUGCGACGUGUGAUGUACUGACAGCAGAGAAGGGGCCGUCGGUAAGUCGUUAAACGCGUGAAUGUGUGCUGAUUUCCACGGUGUCGACAGCAAGUUUGGAAAGGAGUGCGUAAGUAUGUGAGAAGUGAUACAAACUGCCAAUGAUGGUGAUUAUGUGGUGCUUACAGAUCCAGUGUGCAAAUCAGUCUGAACUGGAGGUUGUGUUGCCUCUUUAACUACUUAAUAACAGUAUUAGGUUCAGUCUAUAGUGUGCACCUUCUUGGACUUUGUUUUAUUGUUUUACAACUUUGUGUUUGGUUCAUUUAAACACAAUAAACCACUGAUUGUAUAAGUACUUGCACUCUAAAGUUAAGAGGCACCCUUUGCAUCAGUUACAGCUGUGACUUGAGUCUACGUGGAUAGAUUUGAACAUCUGGAUUUCCCUCCUCAGUCCUUCUGUCAAACUUCUGCAUAAAAUGCUGUCAAUUUACAAUGAGGCUUGAAGAGAAAAACUUAAAUUCCUGCCACAAAUCCUGGAUUGGAUUGAAACAUGGACUCUCCUCUUGCUGUUCUUGGACUUAGUUGUUUUGAAGCCAGUCUCGUGUAGCUUUAAGUUUUAUGUUUGGCUUCUUUGUCCUGCUGGAAAAAUAAAUCUUAUCCAAAGUCCUGGCUCACUUUCAGACUGCAGCAGGGUUCCAAACAGAGUUUCUUCGUUGUUGUUUUUUUUUGUUGCAUUUAUGUGACUGUCUCACCUCCUGAAGUCCUUCCACGACCUGCUGCAGUGAAGCAUCCUCACAGUGUGACGCUGGCCUCCACCAGCCGUCAUGUUUGGAGUUGUUGCACUUCUGACAGAAUGAAGACAAAAGAGGUGAAGAUUAUAAACCAGGGCCUGGAGGAUGAGAUGGAGGUGUGGGGGUAUCAGCCCUGUCUGUGGAAGAGGAUCCUGGUGGGUGUAGGUGCUGUGUGCUCCGGGGGUCUCCUGUUGCUGUUGCUCUACUGGCUGCCUGAGUGGGGUGUCAAAAGCACCUGCACACACACCUCGCUGAGGAAUGCACACACACUGCUGCUCAGGACCACGGAUGAGUUCAAGCAGUGGUUUCGAGCCAAAGUACAUGUGAUGUCGGCUCCAGGGAGGAAACCCUUCGACAGCUUGGAUCCACAGCCCACGGCUCAGCUGCCAAAUGGUGACGGAGAACACGGCAUCAGUGAGGGGCAUCAUGGGAAAUUUGCCCAUAGAGAGCCUGUUCAGAUCCACUGCUUCACCCACCACAGCACUAAAUACUACUGGAAUGAUUUGAUACAGAACUUUGAAUUUUAUAAAGGCUUGGAGGAUGUGAAGGUGAGCUGUGCAAGCAUCCACUCUGACCACAGCUCUGGACUGUCUAAAACACUGCAGGACUACAGGACAUUGUUUUUUGGGGAGAAUGAGAUCGCUGUCAUUGUGCCCUCUCUGUUCAAGCUCCUCAUAAAGGAAGUCUUGAAUCCUUUCUACAUCUUCCAGCUCUUCAGUGUUAUUCUGUGGAGUGCUGAGGAUUACUACUAUUACGCCACAGCCAUAGUUAUAAUGUCCGCCAUUUCAAUAGCUACCUCACUGUAUACUGUUAAAAAGCAAUAUGUGAUGCUGCAUGACAUGGUGGCAGCACACAGCGUGGUCCGUGUUUCGGUGUGUAGAGGAAAUAAAGAUAUUGAACACGCCAUGUCAACAGAGCUUGUGCCCGGUGAUGUCAUCGUUAUUCCAGCCAAUGGGAUGAUCAUGCCGUGCGACGCUGCGCUCAUCCAUGGAACCUGCAUCGUAAACGAGAGCAUGCUGACAGGAGAGAGUGUGCCAGUUACAAAGACCAGUCUGCCCAGUUCAGGUGAGGAGGCAGCCAUGAGCUACGACAUGGAGGAGCACAAGAGACACACCCUGUUCUGUGGUACUCAGGUUAUCCAGACCCGCUUCUACGCCGGAGAACUUGUGAAGGCUGUUGUCAUCAGAACAGGCUUCAGUACAGAGAAAGGACAACUUGUGCGCUCCAUCCUCUACCCUAAACCCACAGACUUCAAGCUGUACCGCGAUGCUUACCUGUUCUUGUUGUGUCUGGUGGGGGUGGCAGGGAUCGGCUUCAUCUACACCAUUGUCCUCAGUGUCAUGAACAAGGUUCCUGCUAAAACCAUAAUCAUUGAAUCUCUGGACAUUGUCACCAUCACUGUGCCCCCGGCCCUACCAGCGGCCAUGACAGCUGGUAUUGUUUAUGCGCAGCGGCGUCUGAAGCGUGUCGGCAUCUUUUGCAUCAGUCCUCAGAGGAUCAACAUGUGUGGUCAGCUUAACCUGGUCUGCUUUGACAAGACUGGUACUCUGACUGAGGAUGGUUUGGACCUGUGGGGUAUUCAGAGAGCUGAAGGUGGAAGCUUUUCCCCUCCAGAGUCUGAUGCAGCUAAAGAAAGUCUGGUUGACUCUCCAUUUGUGGCCUGCAUGGCGACCUGCCACUCACUGACCAAGAUAGAGGGCGAGCUCUCUGGAGACCCUUUAGACCUCAAGAUGUUCAGCGGUACAGGUUGGAUCCUAGAGGAGCCCACAGAGGAAGAGACUGCGCUUCACAAUCCCAUAAUGCCCACAGUUGUGCGACCUCCAAAGCACGCCGUCCCUGAAGCCAAUCAGAACAACCCACUGACUCAGAACAUGGAUCUGUCUGAGUUAUCAUCAUGCGAGAUUGGUAUUGUGCGGCAGUUCCCCUUCUCCUCGGCCCUGCAGAGGAUGAGUGUGGUGGUCAGGAAGCUGGGGGAAAAACACAUGGACGCUUAUUUGAAAGGAGCACCGGAGGUUGUGGCCAGCCUCUGCAAACAGCACACAGUCCCACAGAGUUUCACAGAGACUUUGGAGACCUACACCAGGCAGGGCUUCAGGGUUAUUGCCCUGGCACAUCGACAGCUGGAGUCCAAACUCUCCUGGCACAAAGUCCAGAACCUCAGCAGGGACCUGAUUGAAACCAACAUGGAGUUCCUUGGUUUGAUCAUCAUGCAGAACAAAAUAAAAGAGGAGACAGCCGGGGUUUUAUGUGAAUUACGACAAGCUGACAUUCGUACAUUGAUGGUCACAGGCGACAACAUGUUGACGGCGAUAUCAGUGGCACGAGAUUGUGGUAUGGUCCGUGCACACGAGAGGGUGAUUAUCGCAGAUGCUGUGCCUCCUAAGGAUUUCCACCCUGCUAGCAUCACGUGGCGUUACACUGAAAACCCCGCUCAGACUAUCAAGGACAAUCAGACUGUGGAGAUAAACCUGGAGGAGGAGGAGGAGGAGGAGGAGGAGGAGGCGUACGACAAGCAGGUUACACAGCAGGAACAAAGCUAUCACUUCGCUGUGAAUGGCAAAACCUUCGCUGUCAUCACUGAGCACUUCCCUCAACUCAUCCAAAAGCUCGUGCUGAGAGCCACUGUGUUUGCCCGCAUGGCUCCAGACCAGAAGACUCAGCUGGUGGAAAUCCUCCAGAGCAUCGACUACACUGUUGGAAUGUGCGGUGACGGUGCUAAUGACUGUGGAGCUUUGAAGAGAGCUCACAGUGGGAUCUCUCUGUCAGAGCUGGAGGCCUCUGUUGCUUCACCUUUCACCUCCUCCACUUCAAACAUUUCCUGUGUCCCCAACCUCAUCAGGGAGGGCCGAGCUGCCCUCAUUACAUCAUUCUGCGUGUUCAAGUUCAUGGCUCUCUACAGCAUCAUCCAGUACCUCAGUGUCACGCUGCUCUACUCGAUUCUCAGCAACUUGGGAGACUUCCAGUUCCUCUUCAUCGACAUCGCCAUCAUUCUCAUCAUUGCUUUUACAAUGAGUCUGAACCCAUCGUGGAAGGAGCUGGUGAGGCGUCGUCCUCCGUCCAGUCUGAUCUCCGGCCCGCUGCUCUGCUCAGUUCUGACACAGAUCCUCACCUGCUUGGUGUUCCAGGUCCUGGCUUUCCUCUUAGUCCGACAGCAGAGCUGGUACGAGACGUGGACGCCGCAGUCUGACGCCUGUAAUGUCUCCAGCUCCAGUCCCUCUCACAGCCUGAACGUAACAAGCCCUCACGACCACAAAAACAUCAGGAACUACGAGAACACGACCCUCUUCUACGUCUCCUCCUUCCAGUAUUUGGCUGUGGCCAUCGUAUUCUCCAAAGGAAAACCGUUCAGACAACCAAGCUACAAGAACUGGCCGUUCAUGCUGUCCUGCAUUUGUCUGUAUAUUUUUCUCCUCCUCAUCAUGCUGUAUCCUGUUCCUGCCAUCGACAGCUUCCUGGAGAUCGUGUGUGUUCCCCACGACUGGCGCGUUACGUUGGUCAUCAUUGUCUUCGUGAAUGCGGCUGUGUCUUUCAUGUUGGAGAUUUUGAUCCUUGACAUCAUCUUGUGGAGACUAGUUUUCAGAGGCAAUCAAGGGCUAAAUCGCCCCACAGAGUGCCCUUCUGCUUCUGCUGACGCACCUCAGGAGGCCAACAACCACUGGGGCUCUUCCUUCCUCUCCUGGCUGUUCUGUCAGAAAAACAAGCCCCCAAGUGUUCGCUACAUGCACCUGGCCCUGAAGCUGCAGGAUGACGCCGACUGGCCCCCCAGACCCUCCACUGUCACCUACGCAAGCGAACCACAAUCCCACAUGUCGAACCCCCUCUGACACCAACAAGCAAACUACUGCACAGACUAAAACUCCCAACAAAUCUGAAUGUUGACUUAGCCUGGGUUGAACUCAGAGAUGUGACAGAUGCCUGGAUGAUAUUGCUGCUGGAUACCAGAGACCAAUCUGGGAGCCUCGUAAAGCCUCCUAUUACAACAACUGACUGACACUGUGAACUGCUCAGACAUUAAGUAUUUUGAUUUACCUCCACAAACACGCUGCACGUGGAUUUUAACUGUACUGUCCUGUCACAUAGCUGAAACUUGAGCCAGAGGUUCAAAAGAAUAAAAUACGCUUGUUUGCUUUCUUGCCAAGAGUUAGAUGAAAAGAUUGAUACCAUCAUAUCUGUAUGGUAUGGUAAGUCUGAAGGUAGUGACAGCUUAGCACAAAGACUGAAAACAGGAGAAAACAAAACGCUGGCUUGGUUCUGUCCAAAAAAAAUCAUUUGAAUUUUAUUUUGGUUGUAAAUGUGUAAAACAACACGUGAUGACAGCGCUCCAUGCUAGCUGUUUUCCCCUGUUUCCAGUCUAAGCUUAGCUUCGUAUUUACCAUACAAAGAGUGGCAUCUUCUCAUGAAACUCUCAGCAAGAAAACCAAUGAGAAUAUUUCCGAAAAUGUGAAAACAUUCCUUUAAGAUGACUUGAUGUCUGAACAAAAACAACUUUUUUUAUACAGGUUUUACUGUCUGACUCAUAUUUGAAAAAUCUGAACCGAGUGAGUUGCAUUUCUUUUGUAGACUCUUCAUCCACACUCAGUAUUCAGCUGAUGUUUAGCUCGAAGCACCGGCUGAAUUUUUCCACUUCACUGUGAAUGAAAAGACUAUGUCCUUCAUUAAAAUUAGCUGCUGCUAAAAUCAAAAAAUUGUAAAGCGUCAUGAGGUCACAUGGAUUCAGAGGGACACGAGUGCCUUUGUUUGUUUGCAAUUUUCAGAACGUAACUGGUACUGUUGUAUUUCUAAGACAGAAAACUUUCCACUGCUGCAUUUCUGUUGCUUCGGUUGAGAUUCUUCCCGUGGAAGAGAGAGGCACAAAUUUAGUCCUGUGUCCUUUUUUUUAAAUUUUAUUUUAUUGCCAGUACCACCAUGUGUGGAUGUGUGGGUUGGUGUGUGUGUGGGGUUGUGUGUAUGAGAGAGGGAGAGUUCGUCAUUAGGAGAAUCAAAGUUAACCAUUUCCCGUGUCCCUUGAAUGCACCAUGAAACCUUUACAUUUCAUGCUCUUUUUCUUAAAACUUUCUUUUUGAAUUGAAAAGUAAUAACAUCAAUAAGGUACUGUACACAAUGGAUGUUUUAAUUAAUUAAUUAAAGCAAUUAAAGUAAUCAAAGAAUCAAUAAGACAUUUGCUGCUGUAUGAGGUUUUUAACAGUUGAUUUUAACCUUUGAUUGUUUAUAAUAUUUUUCUAGAACUGUUUUCAGAUGUAUCCGUAUUUUUCUAGUUAGAGUUAAAAAUGAAACGUGAAAAAUGUAAGAAUUAGUCAUCUAAAUCUUUAUCACUAUUAAAAAAAGAUUUAAGGGAAUAUGUUUUAAAAUUGUAAUACACUAUUUGUACUUAUUUCUGUAGUAUGACAACAGUGUUUCAGUGUCUGUCAACAAAUAUCCCUGUUUGCUCUGCAGAACUCCCAUUACAUUUCUCAAUAAAUCUGUAUAUUAAGCCA